AUGUCGAGGAGUGAGGAGGCGCCGAAUUGUGUACAAGCUCAAAGCCAGACUGCUCGUGUUUGGGAUCACGGUGACGUCGCUCUCUUAGAGCUGGAAACGGAUAUUGACACCAGUGAUGAUCUUGGAAAGCGAGUAUGCCUCGAAGCCAGGGGCUUGACACUGAAAGAGCCGCUGCUCGCUUUUGGAAUGGGAGAUGGGAGAUUCCGGUGGCCCGCUUGUAGCAAAAUUCGGUCAGCUUUGGUACCAAGUGGGAAUCAUGAGCGACUCGUCCAGCCUUGGAUACACGAGGGCGACUCCGAUCACCUCGAAACUUUGCGAGUGGCUCAA
Molecule: messenger RNA, 327 nt
Organism: Mesorhabditis belari
Lineage: Eukaryota; Metazoa; Nematoda; Chromadorea; Rhabditida; Rhabditidae
Source: the annotation of a GenBank genome assembly